AUGGACGGUGAGGCAGUCGAGCAGCUAUGGGUCCGGACAAGGAUAUGUAUCUUUGGCAACGGCAAUGCGAGCAGCAAUACGAAUGGCGACAACACGUACUUGACCGUACGAGCAGGUGGUGGAGCCGAGAAGCAGGCUAGAGUCGAGAAGCAGGCUAGAGUCGAGAAGCAGGCCAGGGUCGAGAAGCAGGCCAGGGUCGAGAAGCAGGCCAGAUUCGAGAAGCAGGCCAGAUUCGAGAAGCAGGCCAGAGUCGGGAAGCAGGCCAGAGUCGAGAGGCCGGAGCGGACCGAGGAGGAAUGUUGUUGGGUGUUGGGGGUGCGAAGUCGGACAAAGCAACGUGCCAAGCAAGGGCCCCAGCAGAUCGAUCGACCGAAGAAGGAGAAGAGGCGGGAGAAGGGCGAGGCGAGGAUGAGCGGUUUUGUGGCCCGUCGGAUGCCGACACAGGCCGACCUUGUUUUUGCUCGCCUGGACCGAACUUCUACUUGCGGGCGAGAUUAA
Drechmeria coniospora is the source of this 498-nucleotide messenger RNA. RefSeq lists its product as uncharacterized. The record is from RefSeq and is a predicted model, not a curated record. Bases 1 to 498 code for a protein of 165 amino acids. The transcript has 3 exons. Lineage: Eukaryota; Fungi; Ascomycota; Sordariomycetes; Hypocreales; Ophiocordycipitaceae.